Messenger RNA from Lates calcarifer (barramundi perch), 2091 nucleotides. It is a transcript of the gene fosl1a, whose product is annotated as FOS like 1, AP-1 transcription factor subunit a. Gene Ontology annotation, biological process: regulation of transcription by RNA polymerase II. NCBI's taxonomy places the organism in Eukaryota, Metazoa, Chordata, Actinopteri, Centropomidae. Gene Ontology annotation, molecular function: RNA polymerase II cis-regulatory region sequence-specific DNA binding; DNA-binding transcription factor activity, RNA polymerase II-specific. The transcript has 4 exons. The coding region runs from base 311 to 1345 and encodes 344 amino acids. The record is from RefSeq and is a predicted model, not a curated record. Gene Ontology annotation, cellular component: nucleus.
GUUUACAACCUCACAAUCAUUACCAGACGCUGCCUUCUAGGUGUAUGACUAACGAUGACAGGAUAUACUGAACGUUUUUUUCGGACGUUUUAGCGAGAUUUGAAAACAAGGCUAGGCGAUAUUUUUCUCCAUUUCCCCCCUUGAAGACGUAUCCGUUUGGAUUCGCCUUUGGACUCGACUUACCGCAAUAAGGUGGGCUUGCCCUGAGUUUGAAUUGACACACGAGACUCAUCCCGAAAGUAAUUUCGUGGGGCUUGAAGGCUAUAUAGCCCCGACGGCUUCCAAUUUAGUCUUCAUUUGAAAAGAAAGGAUGUAUCGAAACUUUGGGAGUCAAGGACGAGGCAACCCGGCGUAUACAGGCAGCGGCUCUGGCUCUGGGUCGAACACUGGGUCCAGCACCUCAUCUACACAACAGGAACAGAAGUUUACCAUGGCAGGCAGCAGCCAGUUUGUACCAAGCCUCAAUGCCAUCACCUCCAGCCAGGACCUCCAGUGGCUGGUCCAGCCCUCCCUCAUGCAUCCGCCGGGCCCUUCACGAUCACCGGUGCCUCCUUACCCAACCCUCUCAGGGGCGCGGCCGCUCGGUCCACCACCUUCCCAGUCCCAUUUUCUCAGACCGGGGGUCAUAAGAGCAGCUGCAAACACUACAGGGUCGACAAGGCGCAGGACCGAUGAACAUUUAUCCCAGGAGGAGAUAGAAAGACGCAGAAUAAGAAGGGAGAGGAACAAACUGGCAGCAGCCAAAUGUCGCAAUCGCCGACGGGAGCUGACGGACACGCUGCAAACUGAGACCGACCAGCUGGAAGAUGAAAAGUCCCGUUUACAGAAAGAAAUAGCUGAAUUACAAAAGGAGAAAGAGAAGCUCGAGCUGGUCCUGGAAGCUCACCGUCCCAUCUGUAAAAUAGAGGACUCUGAUUCGGAUUCUGACCCAAAUCCAUCAAUUUCCUCUUUGGGAGGCAUCAAGAUGGAGCCGGAGGACUCAAGCAGACCUGGACCGUCGACCAAACGUCUGACAAAGAUGGAGAAACCCAAACCAAAGAUAACUAUCCCCACCAAACCCUCGAUGUCGUCCAUCUCCACUGUUACCACUGAAUCUGAGUCGCUCCACACCCCUGUCCUCAUAUCUACUCCCUCACUAAUGCCGUUCACAGCCAGCACAGUCUUCACCUAUCCCUCUGCCUCUUUAGAUGCCAGCGCCUCCACCUCGUCCCACGCUGCAUCGCACCAAGGAAACGUCCAACAGUCUCAAGCCCCGCAGCCCUGUGGCAUAGCUCAUCGCCGCAGCAGCAGCAGCGGCGACCAGUCAGAUCACUCCCUGCACUCCCCGACCAUCCUCACACUGUGACCGACAGCCCCCAUGAUCCUGGCAAAACACUAAAUGUUGGUUUCGACGCAGUCAUUGUGUGCAUGUGACUAAACGGAUCUCUGGGAAACCUGACGGAAAUGAAAACGACCAUUUCAAAAUGAACUAUGUGCAUCUGCUUCAUUUCAUCUCUUUAGAAAGUUGAUUUUGUACUUAGAUGACAUGCAAAUUAGUGGCAUUAUCAGGAUAUGAAUGUUACACUCUUUUUUUAGAUUUGAUAUAAAUAUGCAGACUUUAUAUUUCUAAUUAUAAAAGCUAUGAUGUGGAAUGAGUAUGUGUGAGUUUACAUGCAUGCAUAAAGUUUCUAUUUUAGAAAUUACUGUGAUAACACCAUCUAAUGAUAAAUAAUAGUAACAAUUCGUAUAUAUAAUAAUUAUUCAUUCAUAUAAUGUUGCGUUUAAUGACUUCUUACAUUGUUUCAUCAUGUUAUGUAAUACUUUAUAACAUCCUCACCAAGGGAAAUAGAGUAGUUAAAAAUAAAUGGUCCUUAUUUUUGUAUGAAUCUUUUCAGAAUUCUAAUAUAGAUAGUCUAUGCAAAUUAUUGACCACUAAGGCUGGGCCAUAGGAGUUAAUACAGAUUACAUAAGCAGGUAUUUAUUUUUGAGAGUGUAAUAUAUUUUUUGGUAAUGUUUUUAUCUUCUCUGGCAAUUGAACUGUUUUGGUGGGCAGUGCCUUACUUCUACCUUUUGUCAAAGCUGUACUACCAGAUAAUAAAGAACAAACGUUCA